UCAAACAACAACAACAUUAUGUCUGGAAGAGGUAAAACCGGUGCCGGCAAAGCCAGAGCCAAGGCAAAGACCCGCUCCUCCAGGGCCGGGCUCCAGUUCCCCGUGGGCCGUGUCCACAGGCUGCUGAGGAAGGGCAACUACGCCCAGCGUGUCGGUGCCGGCGCCCCCGUCUACCUGGCGGCCGUGCUCGAGUACCUCACCGCUGAGAUCCUCGAGCUGGCUGGAAACGCCGCCCGCGACAACAAGAAGACCCGCAUCAUCCCGCGUCACCUGCAGCUGGCUGUCCGCAACGACGAGGAGCUCAACAAGCUGCUCGGCGGAGUCACCAUCGCCCAGGGCGGAGUCCUGCCCAACAUCCAGGCUGUUCUCCUGCCCAAGAAGACCGAGAAGGCCGCGUCCAAGAAGUAAACACUGACCCUUCAUCAAAACACAACACAAC
Molecule: messenger RNA, 439 nt
Organism: Solea senegalensis (Senegalese sole)
Lineage: Eukaryota; Metazoa; Chordata; Actinopteri; Pleuronectiformes; Soleidae
Product: histone H2A-like
Exons: 1
Coding region: 19-408 (129 amino acids)
Cellular component (GO): nucleosome
Molecular function (GO): DNA binding; structural constituent of chromatin; protein heterodimerization activity
Source: RefSeq, a predicted model, not a curated record